Owenia fusiformis is the source of this 1029-nucleotide messenger RNA. NCBI's taxonomy places the organism in Eukaryota, Metazoa, Annelida, Polychaeta, Sabellida, Oweniidae. The record is from the annotation of a GenBank genome assembly.
GCAUGAUAAUCAGGUCUUCAAAAGAUUUGGUGUAAGUAAUGUUGAAGAUGAGGUGUUUGGUGGUAUUGAUGAUUGGCCUACCACUAAUUUCAAGACUCUUACUGUUGAGCACCAGUGUUUAGUGCCCAAAAUAUCAGAUCAUACAAUUACUAAUUAUUUCAUCGAGAGAAUAUCUAUGGACAAUCAAAUGUCAGGAGAUAUUGAAGCCUUGAAAAAGGGAAGGGCAAUGAUGAACGGGCUUAAAGUAAACGCCCUCAGCAUUAAUCUAGAGAAUGAAGAUGUCUUAUUCUUGACGGGGUUUACAGCUGCUUCAAUGAAAAAAAGGUACAUAAUAUAAUCAAGUUGUUGCACAAAUGUUGAUGUUAAUGAUGUUUAAUUCUUUUAUUUUGUUGUUGUUUUAGGUGACUUGACAAACUUCUGUACUUGCUCAUAUUUGAUCCAAGUAGAACAAGCCAUAUUCUGUAAUUGUGCCAAGUAGUGAUGAUCAGAUACAGAUCUGUAAUAAGCCUAUAAGUAAUUCACAGGUAAAUAUCUUACACUUUAUAUAUCUCUUUCAAUUAUCUGUAAUAUAAAUAUUGCAGGUAACUUACAACUUCAAGAUAAGUUUGAGUAGGAAAGGUGAAGGCAUUCUGCAAAGUCACUGUGAAUGCCCUGCUGGUGUAGGACCAAAUGGCACUUGCAAACACAUUGCAGCAGUGCUACUUAUGCUGGUCCAUUUUGUGGAGCAUGGAGAGAGAUUGAUGGCUAGUUCUUGCACACAAAAUCUUCAAACAUUUCAUCAUCCAUCUAAGCCAUUUACAGGUACUUACAUAAUGUGAACUAUUGUUUGUAUUAAACUUUGAUGAUUUUAUUUUUUCAGCUAUUUUGUUGAUGGUUCUUAUUUGGGUUGUACUAACAGUUGGUGACCUUCGCCAGAGACUUGAUUUUACAACCUGUCAUUUCUAUUUGGAACGGGGUUGUUUCUGAUUUUUAUUGUAAAUUUAAGUUAAUAAAACACAUUGUACUUUAUUUUAAACAAUUUACUAAAAA